UUAGCUAAGGAUCAAGGAUGGCUGCGAUGUUUACGUGUUGUUUAGGCUGCUGCGGAGAUGGCGGAACGGGGCAUAUUCCCCUCAAAGAAAUGCCCACUGUUCAGUUAGAUACUCACCACAUGGGCACAGAUGUUGUCAUUGUGAAGAGCGGCCGGAGGAUAUGCGGCACUGGAGGCUGUCUGGCCAACGCUCCUCUGCACCAGAACAAAAGUUAUUUUGAGUUUAAGAUCCAGUCCACCGGUGUGUGGGGACUAGGUGUGGCUACGCAGAAAGUGAAUCUUAAUCAAGUGCCUUUGGGCAGAGACACAAACAGCCUAGUCCUGAGGCAUGAUGGGUCUGUGUACCACAACAAUGAAGAGAAGAAUCGCCUACCUGCAAACAGCCUUCCUCAGGAGGGCGACAUUGUGGGCAUCACAUAUGACCACGUGGAGCUGAAUUUAUAUCUGAAUGGAAAGAACAUGCAUUGUCCUGCUUCAGGGAUCCGAGGCACUGUAUACCCUGUUGUUUAUGUGGACGACAGUGCCAUCUUAGACUGCCAGUUUAGUGACUUCUAUCACACAGCUCCACAAGGAUUUGAGAAGAUCCUCUUUGAACAACAAAUCUUCUAAAGGAGCACCUCAGCCUCGGACCCUCUUUUCGUUGUCACCCUCCCCUAAAUCGCAUAGCAACCUCUGUGACACUACAGCUUGACCGUGAUUGGAUGAUAUUAUGUGUGGCUCGAACGCCUCUCGCUCUGUUUCCCCUGUGUACGCUGUCUCUCUGCUGAUGUUUGGGAUUGAAGUUGGAGUAUCCUUGAAGGCGUGGGGAUUUCUGAUCCGUGGUCGGCUAUGACGAGCUAUUACAGUCUCUGCCGUUAAAUCAUUAUCAGUGUAUUAACUGACACACUAUCAGUUUGCUGCUUACAGUCUCAAUCUGUGUGUUGAUGCCGAACAGUGGAUGUAAUGGUAAAAUGUUCCCAUUUUUCAGGAUCAGAAGCCAUGUUUUAUUAACAUUGCUUAUGUUUUUGAUUGUGUAAUCUCCUAAAUGCCAUACUGACAUCUCAGCAUACGCCCCAUAUUUAUUCUUAUUUAUUCGAGUCACAGAUCAAAGUGGUAUGUGUCUUUGGUUUGACAAAACAUGUUAUUUCUUUUUGGCCGGCAAGAGUUUGUGGACGAAUGAAGGAUCAGCUGUCAAUACUGGCACAUCAGACAACAAUGUCACUUUUGUGUUGUCGCCUUUAAUUAAAAAUACAAUUUAAAGUGGCCAUAUUGCAACACUUUUUAAUUCAUAUCACUUUCAGUACUUAAACCAGUAAAGCGGUGCACAUUCCAGGGGACAGUCUGUGUCUGAGGUUGACUUUUCAGCGGAGGUAUGCUGAGGUGACGGUGCUGGAAAAUGUAAUACAAAGUGAAAAAUGUAUUAAAUCGCUGAUAUAGAUAUUUAGGCGUGAUUUCUAAAUUACUUCAGUGAAAAGCUCUUUCCCACACUUUCCUCUCCUGAAAUCUUUUAUGGUGUAUUUAUUCCAAAUAUCAGAAUAUUACCAGAGCUGGUGCUGGCUGUCUCUGAUUAGAGAUACACGGUGAAAAAAUGUCAAUCUGUUGUGUUGUAUUGGCAUUGCAUAUCCGCUGCUGAAAUGUGACAGUUAAAUAUUUCAAAUGCUUGUUUUUGAUUGCACUAAUAAUGUUGUUGUACAAGCAAAUCCAAAUAUUGUUGAUUCAUUAAACUUUUGUGUCUGGAGGCAUACAUUU
Messenger RNA from Plectropomus leopardus (leopard coralgrouper), 1727 nucleotides. RefSeq names its product SPRY domain containing 7b (gene spryd7b). Lineage: Eukaryota; Metazoa; Chordata; Actinopteri; Perciformes; Serranidae. The record is from RefSeq and is a predicted model, not a curated record. Gene Ontology annotation, molecular function: protein binding.